Molecule: messenger RNA, 2282 nt
Organism: Mytilus trossulus (common blue mussel)
Lineage: Eukaryota; Metazoa; Mollusca; Bivalvia; Mytilida; Mytilidae
Exons: 6
Coding region: 115-2136 (673 amino acids)
Biological process (GO): signal transduction
Molecular function (GO): zinc ion binding
Source: RefSeq, a predicted model, not a curated record
CGAAAUUUGGUGGUUGGGUAAUCCUUGAGGGAUAAUCUAGGUUUUCAUUACUUUAAUCUUCAUUUUGAUCUAAAAACGACCUCGGAUAAAACUAGUGAUAUAAACACAGACACAAUGAAAAGUAAAUGGAAGAGCUUUCUACAACUCCAAGACAAACAAUACCAUGUCUUUGCCAGUUAUAGUGAAGAUGAUAGUGGAUUGGUGAACGGCUUGUUACAGCCCUUCGAGAAUAACAAUUGUUUGUUCUACAACCCUGAUCGAGAUGGGUUACCAGGACAACCAAUCAUGCGCGGUCUUAUCGAACAAGGAAUAGAACAGUCCAAGAUUACCAUGCUUUUUAUCACAAAGAAUUUUCUGUCUGAUGAGUUGUGUAUGUUUAUGGCCAAUCUUGCUAUUUGGAAGUACAUGAAAACGAAAGGAAUCCAUCGAGUGUUACCAAUCAUCCUUCAGCCAUGUAAAAUACCCAGAUAUCUUAAGGUUUUAAACUGCAUCUAUGUCUGGAAAUACGCACCUUGCAGAUCAAGUCAUAUGAUGUACCAGACGCAAGCCAUUGCUCGACUUACGAAAGCCAUGCUAGAACCACCACCAAAAUUUAGACGAAUAAGAUGGAAUGGAAUAAAAACACUUACGUGGACGCGUAAUAUUGUCGAAAAAGUAAAGAAAUCGGCAUUGAAAGAAAAAGCUUCAAAUCAGUUAAAACACAACAUCAAUCCAUUUCAACUAUGGCGAUUAACGGGUGUAUUAAAACAUUGCUUUCUAAACUGCCGGUACGGCCAUUGUUCGUUUGCUUGCAGUGGAAGAGAAUUCACCAGAUUUAUAAGCCAUGCAGACAUAUGCAGAUAUAGACCAAUUAAGUGUCCAAACAAAAAUUGUCAGACGUUUCAUCCCAAAUGGUGUGUCGAUAAACAUGUCGAUGAAUGUCUUCACACCUGGAUAACUUGUCCAUCAGUUGGAUGUGGAGAGAAAAUCAGAAGAUAUCAAAUAGAACAACACUUGUUAAAAUGUAAACACCGUUCCAUUAUUUGCCCAAACCACCAUUUUGGAUGUGACCAACGACUUACAGGAGAGAACGCUUCCAAACAUUCAGAGAACUGUUCAUUUGCUUUCAUUCUUUGCAAUAAAUGUGGUCAAGCAAUGACGGAAAAAGACUUGCAUGAGCAUGAAAAGUUUUGUGUAAAGUCUGAAACAAAAUGCAAGCUUUGUAAAAAGACGAUGCUUCGUGAAGAAGAGCCUUUUCACUUGGACGCUUGUUUACUGGCGGACGUCUCUUGUCCAAAUAUAGGCUGUGGUUUAACCAUGAAAAGAUACAAAAUUUUACAACACAAGUCAAUGUGCUUACAUGCAAAUAUCAGUUGUGCAAAUUCUGGAAGGGGAUGUAGAACAAGAGACAAACGAAUUAAUAUACAAAUUCAUAUAGCAUCAUGCCCUUUUCGAAUGUCACAGUGUGAGUUUUGUGGGAGAAAAUUUCCUUUCAAAAAACUUAAUUCCCACAUAAAAAGAUGUCAGACGAUGAAGAUAUGUCCAUUAUGCGGAUUGAUGGUUCCAAGAUCAACAUGGGGGACACAUGAGCGCGCUUGUCCAAGGAAGAAUUGGCAAUCAUAUUGUGACGUGUGUCAUAAAUUGGUGAGAAAUGACAAAAAGGAAGACCACAAAGAGUUAUGCAUGGAACAUGCUCACAUUUCUCAACAAUACGCAUCCGCAACAUGCGGAUCUGACAGUUUAAUUGUCGCUGCAGGAUCUACACAUUUCAAUACGCAUGUUACCUUAGAAACCAGAAACCAGAUCGACAGUGAGACGAUAUUGUACAAACGUCAUUCUAAUGUAAAACGAACAGAUUCAGAUAAACGGUAUUCCAGACAUAAAAGUGACAGCUCAGAUGAUGGCGGACCAGAGAGUAUGGAAGCAUACGUAGCAGCCAUUAUGAGCAUGCGCGAUAUCCCAGUUAACGCAAAUGGACACAAGGAAGACUUCGAAAGCUCCGAACUUAUUGGAGGGAGUCAUUGUGCAAAGUCAAGGAAAACUUUUACCAGCAUUUUGUCAGCAGCAAGUUCUUACAGCAUGAAAGAUUUGGAAAUACACAAAGCCUUUGAUUCAGACUUCAAACAUUUCCAUCGUCAGAGGGACUCUUAUUCGUGACGAAUAACAGUCAGUAUUAAGAGAAAAUAACUAUGUGACGAAAUUAAAGUAUUGGAUCAUCUUAUGAACGAGUUAUAUUCAGUUUCCUGGCUAUGAUGGCAAUUAAAAUGAAAAAAUGGUGAUUAAUAAAAAAGAGAUGCUUUUUA